UCGAAGAGAAUCUGCAAGACGUAAACAUCCACUUGCAAGAGAAAGUGAUAUCAUAGAAACAUUACACAUGCGUUUAACACUAUUGCAGAUGGCUUUUGGAAAACAUAUAGAAAGAAGACAUUGCUGUUUCUUUGCUGGUGAAACUGAAUAAGAUAAAAAGAAAAAAGCAAGAUCUUUUGGUAUUUUCAUCUCUGACAGAAAAAAAACUAUUAAUGUACACACUAAUAUUAUGUUUUAGAUGUCAAAAGUGGCAAAGCCAAAGAAAAGGAUGUGACAAAAGAGAGAACACAGUGAACACUAGUUAUUCCAUAUUACAGACUUUAAUUUACAAAAUACUUGAUGAAGUAUAUAGAAUUUUAAGAUAUGUUAAAACCACUCCUUGCUUAAGUCGUGCAUAUAAAGUGACUGAUGAACUUUUUGAUCUUUCUACAAUGGCUAUGGAAUAUUUUAAAGAACACAUUGAAAAUACUCUUCCAGAAAUAACUUAUUUUGCAACUGAUUUCAUUGAUUAUACACCAUCAUUGUCAUCAUCACCAAAAACACAGUUAUCUCUCUUGGAUGAUCCAGCAACUAGUACAGCUUGUAGCCCCACUAAACCAGUUACUGGAUUGGAUUCAUUGCCCCCACCGUCUCCUGUCAGCCCAGCUGUAAAUAAACGAUUAAAGAGGUUGCGAGAAAAUAUGAAAAGAAAUAAUGGACAAGUUUUGGCAGUCAAACAAGAGUUGAAAUUAACGAAACGAAGAGUGACUAGUCAACAGAAACAGAUAAAGGAAUUAAAAGCCCGAUUUGAAGAUUAUGACAAAAAAUUUCAAAACACUUCACGUAAACUUAGUGCUGUCCUGCAAGACCUCAGUCGUUGUAAAACGGAACUUCAGUAUUGGCGCUCCAAGUCGCCUGCCAGCCUGUGUUCCUGUGGAAAGAUCACUCCCAUUUUGGAAUUGAAAGAUGGCAAAAACCCAGCAAUUUUAGAAGGAGACGAAAAUAUUGGAGACGGGAUUAUUGACAUUAUAGAUGAGUUCAAGCCGAUUAAUGCCCAGUUGGAAAACGUCUCUUCCGAUAAUGGUCCAUUUGUGGUCGUUCCCGCUCGUCACAGUACGCCACUGGAAUGUCUCCACAUCAAUCCAAUCUUGACACCAUUGUCACCAAGCAAAUCUCUACUCUUCGAGAAUUUUCCGACAGACGACGAAAUAUCUGCAGGGGAAGAAAGCUCAACAGAAAAACGUCGCCAUAAAACUUGUAAGCGUAAAUUAGAAAUGGAUAAUUCUAGCAAUGAAGGAAUUUCAAAACACAAAAUUCAAAAUGUUUCUAUAUUAGAUGAUGAUGAAUGUUAGCAAACUAAUUAAAAUCUUCAGAUUAUAUAAUUCAUACACAAAACAAGUGUUAAAUUUUAUGUUGAUACAUUUUUUUAUUAAUAAUCAUCACAUUUACUCUGUGGAAUACUGAAGGUGUGAUAAAUUUUCUUUCUUUCCAUGAUGAUCAUAUAAAAAAUUUUUCUAAAGUUACAUUUUGGAAUCACUCUUAUAAACUGGAUGAUGGAUUAAGAUUCUGUAAAUACUAAAUGCACAAAAAAAAAUCUGAAUAUUUCUGCAUAGUGAGAAUAUUCUCAUGAAUUCAUGUUAAUUUAAUUUCGGGACCAAAAAAGUGUGUUUUAAGAAAACACAAAAACUGACAUUAUUAUAAUAUGAAUUGGUAAAUUAAGUUUUUCUGCCUCUGUUACCAUUAGUAUUUAUGGUGGCAACAUAUUUAUUCAUUAUAUAAGAUAUAAUUAUGUGUGUAUAAUAUGCUUCACAAUUAUGUUAUAAUCAAAUUGUUUUAAUAAUCUAAACGCAAGGCAUUUCGGAAUAAUUCGGUGAAAUUUAAAUUUCUUUGGGACUUCGCCGAUUCAGUACCUGAAACUAAACGAAUUUCUGCCAAUUGAGCACGAGAAAGCAAAUCGAGUACAAACCAGUCUGUUGCAAUAGUUCGAAAACCGAUCUCGUAUUCUAUUUCCUACGAUUGAAUCAAACUGGCAAAAAUACGAGGCAGUGCCAUCAGCGCUCAAUUUAUUACUGGUUGUAGAAAGUUUGCCACGUUAAAUAUUUAAAAUUUUGUCUUCCUGUAAUUAGAUCACAAUAUAAAUAGUCUCGUGAAAAUAAUUUUAUCACAUUGUUCCGAGUUUGUGAUGUAAACAUAAAAUUGCAUAGGUUAUUUAUUUAUUCCUUUUCUGUAGUUAUUUUAUGUUAAUAAAACUGUUUUAUCAAAA
This is a messenger RNA of Centruroides sculpturatus (bark scorpion), 2242 nucleotides long. RefSeq names its product F-box only protein 28-like. Gene Ontology annotation, biological process: positive regulation of DNA-templated transcription. The coding region runs from base 213 to 1331 and encodes 372 amino acids. The record is from RefSeq and is a predicted model, not a curated record. The transcript is spliced from 5 exons. Gene Ontology annotation, molecular function: protein binding; transcription coactivator activity. Lineage: Eukaryota; Metazoa; Arthropoda; Arachnida; Scorpiones; Buthidae. Gene Ontology annotation, cellular component: nucleus.